Molecule: messenger RNA, 2755 nt
Organism: Nerophis ophidion (straightnose pipefish)
Lineage: Eukaryota; Metazoa; Chordata; Actinopteri; Syngnathiformes; Syngnathidae
Gene: ccni
Product: cyclin I
Exons: 10
Coding region: 262-1479 (405 amino acids)
Biological process (GO): regulation of cyclin-dependent protein serine/threonine kinase activity; mitotic cell cycle phase transition
Cellular component (GO): cytoplasm; cyclin-dependent protein kinase holoenzyme complex; nucleus
Molecular function (GO): cyclin-dependent protein serine/threonine kinase regulator activity
Source: RefSeq, a predicted model, not a curated record
GUCUGCGUCCUGCCCCGCCCCCUCCUCGGAAGUGGACACUCGCUGUCUACAUUCCCCUUAUUUCAUUUUUCAUAUUUCGCAGCAAAACCCCCCCAAUGGAAGGCAAGAUGGACGAUUGAGCCGAACGCGGUCCCCCUGAUUUCACCCUUUAUUUGUCGAUGAACUGAGAGGACCGGAUGAAAUCCAACUGGGGUUUUCUCCGCUUUGCAGGGGAGGUAUCUGUAUCCAGUGGGGAGGAAGGCUUAACCUGGGGGAGAAAGAAUGAAGUUCACCGAACCCUGGGGAGUCCACAGGCUGGCUUUUCUUCUGGAAAAGGCCAUGUCGAGGGAGGCCAAGAUGUGGAAGGGCGACUUGCCAAAGAAGCCCUCCUCACAGGAUACAGAUAUCUCUCCUACUCAGCGGGACGAGGCUGUGUGUUGGCUUACGGAGAUCCACAGUAGACUGCAGCUGUACCCAGAAACAUUGGUGUUAGCUGUUAGCAUACUGGACCGUUUCCUUUCUUCCAUCAAGGCCCGUCCAAAGUAUCUGCGCUGCAUUGCCAUUGCCUCCUUUUUUCUGGCUAUCAAGACCUGUGAGGAGGAUGAGUGUGUGCCCUCUCUGAGCAAGUUGGCUUCUUCCUGCAACUGUGGCUGUUCCCCAUCAGAGAUCCUGAGGAUGGAAAGAAUUAUUCUUGACAAACUGAACUGGGAUCUGCACAAUGCCACAUCGCUGGACUUUCUGCACAUAUUCCAUGCAAUGGUGUUGUCAUGUUCUUCUGGGCUUUUGGACACCUUGAUGGGACUGAAGCGAUCUCAGCACCUCGCCCUCCUCACGCGCCGACUCUACCACUGCUUGGCGGAUCACAAACUCAUCAAGCUGAGAGGAUCCAUGCUGGCCUUGGCCAUCCUCACUUUGGAGCUGGAGACGUGCUGUCGGGACUGGCUGGCUCUCACCAUCGAGCUGUUAAAGAAGGCGCAGAUCGACACUUCUGAGUUGAUCCGGAGUCGAGAGCUUGUUGCUUGUAGUCUUUCUGCACUGAGAGCGCCCUUGCUUCCAAACACCGUCUACAUCUACCAAGCCCAUCGCAGCCAGGACCAUCUGGGGCGCGUGGCCACCUCCACACAGUCUUCCUCCCCAGCUGGAGAAGAGGGAGGAUGCCAGCAGCCCUGUGGCUCUCUCCUAUCCUCCUCCAAACACGGCAGCCUCCCAGCUCUCCUCGCUCCUCCCAAACCUUUCUACCACCUUCACCACCUGCUAAGGCUGACGCUGCGCUGCAAGAGCUCCACAAAGCGAAAGGUGGAGGAGAUGGAGGUGGAUGAUUUCUAUGACGGCAUCAAGCGCUUGUACAACGAAGACUACACCACCACCCUUGCCCAGGAGGGGGCGCCAUUUUUGAGGGGAGCAACAACAACAACAACCACAACAACACCAGCAGCAGGUGAAAGAGAGGGAGGUCGCUCCUCCCCCUGCCCGCCGCUGCAGCCAGUCUGUGCCUCCUAAAGCGGUCUGAACCAUCUCGUUGCUCACGUUAGUCGACAUUGUCAGACAUUCGGCGUUGACGUGGUCAACAAAUGAAACCUCUGACAUAGAAAAAUUGACGUGGAUGGUUCUGAUGGGCACACAUCUGUUUUGUGUUUUGACCUGAGCGUCCUUCAGACCCUUCAGCCAGAAAACAAGAGCAACAAAAAUAAUUAAAACUUUCUAUUCUUUCUUCGUUACAGUUGACACAAAUACAAAAAAAAGUAAAUAAACAUAAAAAAUAUCUCCCAAAAAAAGUAGAACCAUUAAGAUUCAUGUUUGUCAACUUUUAUUUGUUAACUUUAUUUAUUGUUUCCUCUUCCUUAAUAGCAAGUUGGAUAUUUAAAUGCUUUUUUUUCGCAUUCAAAGAUGUGGUCUGUUUUAGAUUUCCUUCAUCAGCAAGUUCAUUGAACUUUAUUAGGGAUUUUGUUAGGUUUAAAGUGGACAAAUACCAGUUUGUUCCUAAUCCGAACCACUGCAAAAACCCUCCAAGUGCACCUUUAAGCAGCAAACUACUUGAGUUCAUUAAGCAGUUCUGCACUGGAGCGCCACUUAGUGAAGGAAAAUAACACCGUUAUGGUAAGUUUAACAGUAUCAAAGAAAACAAAAGAGAAAAUGUUAAAAAUAAAUUUGUAUUUAACCAAAUUAAACUUCCUGGCCUCAGAUUGGUUGUGGAGGGCUUAGUUAGGGUUUCUUGUUUGCCAAGACAAGGGAAUGGCCUAAACUAGUAUAUGGAUUUUAAAUUCCAUUUAAAUCAGAGGCCAAAAGUAAAUUGCCAAGCGACAGCCCCAAAACCCUUGGGAAUUUGCAUGCACUUAUUUACCUCACUCAUGUACAAUUUCAUCUAUAACUGUUUAGUUGGGAUUUUGUUGUUGGUAUUCUGUCAUUAGAAUGUCUUUGUAAGCCAGUAAAACUGUAGGGUAUCAAAUAUGUAUCCCACCAACUAUAUUUACUAACAUAAGUUGGAGGAAGCGAAUUAGAUUUCUUUGGGAUGUGGUGAACUGGAGGGACUUUGUGCAAUGAACUUUAAGGGCAUUUUAACACCACAACAACAGAAAUGUGUGCACUUCUGUCUGCUUUCAAACACACUAUGAAGCAACGAGUGAUAAAUUGUCACUUCUUACAAUAUUCCUGAUCUAGACGUUUUCAUUCCUGCAAAAAGCUCUUGUUUUACUUUCUGGAGGGGCCUGCUGGAUGUAGCUCCUGGUCCCUGAAUCCAACAUGUGGCACAAACAAAUAAAGAGAUGAAAAACAAAAA